ACGCUCAGAGCCAGGCUGUUGCUGAGCACCCAGGAGCGAGAGGAGCUGGAGGAGAGAGAAGCAGCAAGAAGCAGCCAAGAGUUGGAGCCAGACCAGGAGGAGCCUGAGCCAGAGUUGGAGUAGAAGUUGCUCUUGCUGAAGCAGCAGCAACUAAAGAAAUUGAAAAGAUGCUGGUUGUCUUGGGACUGCUUACCUCCUUCCUUUCUUUCCUGUAUUUGAUCGCUCCAUCCAUCAGGAAGUUCUUCGCUGGCGGGGUUUGUAGAACAGAUGUGCAGCUUUCUGGGAAGGUGGUGGUGAUCACCGGCGCCAACACAGGCAUCGGCAAGGAGACAGCCAGAGAGCUUGCUCGCAGAGGAGCCCGGGUAUACAUUGCCUGUCGAGAUGUACUGAAGGGGGAGUCUGCUGCCAGUGAAAUCCAAGCUGAUACAAAGAACUCCCAGGUGCUGGUACGGAAACUGGACCUAUCUGAUACCAAAUCCAUCCGAGCCUUUGCUGAGGGCUUCCUGGCAGAGGAAAAGCAGCUUCAUAUUCUGAUCAACAAUGCAGGAGUGAUGCUGUGCCCAUAUUCCAAAACAGCUGAUGGUUUUGAAACCCACUUGGCAGUCAACCACCUGGGUCACUUCCUUCUCACCCACUUGCUCCUGGGGCGGCUGAAGGAGUCCGCCCCUGCACGGGUGGUGAACCUGUCGUCCGUGGUCCACCAUAUUGGCAAGAUUCGCUUCCAUGAUCUCCAGGGUGAGAAGUACUACAACUGGGGUUUCGCUUAUUGCCACAGCAAGCUGGCCAAUGUGCUCUUCACUCGCGAGUUGGCCAAGAGGCUCAAAGGCACGGGAGUCACCACCUAUGCAGUGCACCCAGGCAUCGUCCGCUCCGAGUUGGUCCGACACUCCUUCCUGCUGUGCCUGCUUUGGCGGCUCUUCUCCCCCUUCCUCAAGACAACAUGGGAGGGGGCCCAGACCAGCCUGCACUGUGCGCUGGCUGAGGGCCUGGAGCCUCUGAGCGGCAAGUACUUCAGUGACUGCAAGAAGACCUGGGUGUCGCCCAGGGCCCGGAACAACAAAACGGCUGAGCGCCUGUGGAACGUCAGCUGUGAGCUUCUGGGAAUCCAGCAGGAGUAGACCUGGUGGAAGACGCACGGUUGUAUCAGGCCGAGUUCACACCAUGAGAAACGGGGACCAAGAAGGCCUACCCUGCAGGCUUGUCCUGGCAGGCUGCUGUAGUGAGCCCUGGCCUGCUGUGAUACUCCCGGCCCUUCUAGAAAUCUUUGCACACCCAACACUCUCAUGAGGCUAGCUCAUGGCAUAAGAUGGUCACACCUACAAAGCACUCUUCUCCAAGACUUACAGAGACUCUUGGGCCAAGAGAAUGGGGCAGAUGUCAGGCUGGGCAUGAGAAUGGCAGAAGAACCUGGGAAACUGGGUCAGUUUCCUCACCAAGACCAGGAAUGCCAGUCACCACACUCAGCUGAGGGGAUGAACAUCAGUGUUACAUCUUUCUAGGAUCUAUAGGCUCAAAGACUAUUGACUGAUCUCUUUCCUCUUUGUAACGCUAGUCUGGAGUCUGGACCAACUCAGGAGGAUCUUGGCUCAACCUUGGCUGACUUUAUUUCCUUCCUCUGAGCAUCCUGGAGCCAUAGUGUAAAGGCUCCAGUGUAAAGGCACAGGAGCCUGUUCUCUCUUUCCAGUAGUUUUUUUUUUUUUAAUUAAAAACAAUUUUCUCAGCUCUACUGAGAUAUAAUUGACACAUAACGUUGUAUAAGUUUGGACCUUCCCAUUUUCAAUCAUGUAGAUGGUUUCUUUUCCUAAAGAGUUGCCUUUGCCUCAAUUUUAGAGAAAAUAAAGACUGUGUAUUCAUCUUA
Messenger RNA from Bubalus bubalis (water buffalo), 1858 nucleotides. RefSeq names its product retinol dehydrogenase 12 (gene RDH12). The record is from RefSeq and is a predicted model, not a curated record. The transcript has 7 exons. Lineage: Eukaryota; Metazoa; Chordata; Mammalia; Artiodactyla; Bovidae. Bases 168 to 1118 code for a protein of 316 amino acids.